AUGAAUCAGAAGAUAGAUGACUUCAUACACUCCUUAUCCAAUCUAGAAUCCGUCUAUGAAGCCAAAUUGGAUCAUAUGCAGAAUCAUGUUACUGCUCAAGAUCGCUAUAUCUCCACUCUUGAGAAGUCCACUACUGAACUAUCUAAAGCCUCUACAUCAUCAUCCACCUCUCCAUUUCAGGCGUUCAGUGAGCAAGUUCAACGCCAAAUGGAUUCGUUAAGCUCUGACAUAGCAAAGCUAUCUGGUUCAACAAAAGUUGACAAAAUCGCUGCUGAUGCACAAUUAAAGGCUCAACAUAACAGAGCCAUGUUAGCUGAGAAGGAAAUGGAUCUCAUUCGUCAACUAGGGAUCAAUGAUCCAUCUCUGAAAGUUCCAAGAAGGAAAGAUGUCCACUUCUCUAAACCGGUCAUCAUAUCAGAACCAACCACUCAGUCAAAGCUUUCUCACAGUGAUCCCAACGAUAGGGAAAAGCAGAAGAUUAUCUUCAAGUCUAAAAAGGAAUUAGCUAAAGAAACUCAAAUGCAUAUAGACGAAGAGUUAGCUAAGCAACUAAAGGAAAAGGAAUUAAAGUCUAAACAAGAGAUGCUUCGAAAAAGAAAUCUCUAG
Messenger RNA from Lactuca saligna, 606 nucleotides. NCBI's taxonomy places the organism in Eukaryota, Viridiplantae, Streptophyta, Magnoliopsida, Asterales, Asteraceae. The record is from the annotation of a GenBank genome assembly.